CUCGGUAACCCGCUGCAUCUCAUAAGCACCAGUAUGUUGACCAUUGGUUCCGCAUCUUUGAGGGCAGCAUUGAUUUACACACGUUCCCGUGUCAUUCAAAUAUCACUGAGUUCAAGAAUUGCAGCCAUGUCUACCAUUUCAGACGCUAUCACCAAGGACCACCGUGAGUUGGAGGCUUACUACAAGGAAGUGAUCAAUUCGAGCGACCAUGACCACCAGGAACGCUACGGCAAUCAGUUCACUUGGGAGCUCGCUCGUCACUCCGUCGGAGAGGAACUCAUAGUGUACCCGGCAUUUGAGAAGUACAUGGGAGGGAAAGGCCAUGCAAUGGCGGAAAAGGACCGGAUAGAACAUCAUCGAGUCAAGGAGAUGCUCAAGGAAUUCCAGAACAUGCAGCCGAAUGAUCCCAACUAUGUCCCGAAGUUGAAGGAGCUGUGGGGGAACCUAGAGCAGCACAUGAAUGAGGAGGAGACGGACGACCUCCCUGCUCUGGAGCAAGCUCUUCAGAAGGCUAAAGGUGAAUCGGAGUCCAUGGCCAAGACCUUCGGCUUCACCAAGAUGCUAGUCCCCUCUCGAAGCCACCCGAGCGCUGGCGAACACCCACCAUUUGAGACUGUUAUGGGCCUCCUCACCGCUCCAAUCGACCAUAUCGCCGACAUAUUCAGGAAGUUUCCUGAUAAGACCAUUUCACCCAAUCCAUCCACCAAGUGAAACAUCACAGUGUGGACAGGAGGUGUUGUAUUCUAGCUCUUCAUCACUGGCAGUGCAGCACCAACAUGCACCAUCUGUAGUAUCAGUCGUAGUAUUGUCAAUGACAUGGCAAUCUGUAUAAUUGUAUAUCAUCCUAGCAGAAUCCUUGAUGGCCGCGAAGUGGUGGUUAGUAAAGAGUGAUUUUGAGCAUGGUUGUACUAAACGUUGGUGUGCGUGGAC
Molecule: messenger RNA, 930 nt
Organism: Eremomyces bilateralis CBS 781.70
Lineage: Eukaryota; Fungi; Ascomycota; Dothideomycetes; Eremomycetales; Eremomycetaceae
Exons: 2
Coding region: 34-711 (225 amino acids)
Source: RefSeq, a predicted model, not a curated record